AUAAGGAUUACCAAUUAUAUAAGAAGUUCAUCAAUAAUUCUCUUAAUAAUAAAUUAUGUAAUACGUUCCAUUAACAGUUCAUUUGAAUGCUCUUGCUCAACUUUAUUAAUAAUGUGCUGCCUUAUCAGAAAAGCAUGAUCGACUAGCCAAAGGAAUGGAUAUUUUCAAUACAGAUAUUAAUCAACCAAACAUAAAUCCUAUGAUUGAUUAAGAAAGACUUUUACAAGAUUAAAAUCUUGAUGCUAUACAGAUCUAAGAUUUAGCUUCAUAGAAACCUAAUUCUCCAUAAUCAAGUGAAAAGACACCUGUAGAGAUUGAGUAACAAAUAUAUUAAAAGUUUUAGUUUAAUAACUGAUGAAAAUAUGCCUAUAGAGUAAGGAACUAAACCAAUUUAAAGUGAAACAAAAAAAAUUAAGAAACCUAAAUUAAAUUUGGAUAGCACUAAAUCUUUAUAAUGUCAAGAAUGCAAAAAGUUUGUCAAAAACACUGCAGGUUUAAAAAGACAUUAAUCAAGAAUGCAUUCUGAUAAACCUUUAAAAAAUUUGACUAAAAAAAUGGGAAGCACAAAAUAAAAAGGGAUUUAAGUUCUAAAUUGAAUUUAUUUAUUUUUAAAAAA
Molecule: messenger RNA, 616 nt
Organism: Paramecium sonneborni
Lineage: Eukaryota; Ciliophora; Oligohymenophorea; Peniculida; Parameciidae
Source: the annotation of a GenBank genome assembly